Platichthys flesus (European flounder) is the source of this 1547-nucleotide messenger RNA. RefSeq names its product N-terminal Xaa-Pro-Lys N-methyltransferase 1 (gene ntmt1). Bases 352 to 1044 code for a protein of 230 amino acids. NCBI's taxonomy places the organism in Eukaryota, Metazoa, Chordata, Actinopteri, Pleuronectiformes, Pleuronectidae. The transcript has 4 exons. Gene Ontology annotation, molecular function: N-terminal protein N-methyltransferase activity. Gene Ontology annotation, biological process: N-terminal protein amino acid methylation. The record is from RefSeq and is a predicted model, not a curated record. Gene Ontology annotation, cellular component: cytoplasm.
GUUGAUUUAAAACUCGUAAUAAAGUUGUAUUCAAUCUGAGCUGUCAGUGGUUAGUUAGUUAGCAUGCUAGUUAGUUAGCUGUUCACUCGCUGUUGUAACUACACGUUCAGUGCGUUAUAACAGAAGAGAUCAAGUGAUAGAGACACAUUAACAUGUCCACCGGGUCUGAGGCGAGAGACACAAUGAUGUGUUUGAUCAAUCUGAAGUCAAACUGAUCCAGAGUCAGUUCACUUCACAUAACGUAGAAAAGGACAAUUUGAGUUAUACAGGGACACGUGAAAGAAAUGAGUUAAUAAUGAUCUGAGUCACGUGACGAGUGCUGACAGCUGAGCUGCUGCUGAGGGAAGCAGGAUGGGGGACGUGGCAGAAGACGAGACGAGCUUCUACUCCAACGCUGAGGGCUACUGGAGGGACGUGUCCCCCACAGUGGACGGCAUGCUGGGAGGCUACGGCUGCAUCUCCAACAUCGACAUCAACGGCUCCAAGUUGUUCCUGCACAAGUUCCUCGGGGACGGGGACGGGGGGACGGGGACGGGGACGGGGACGGGGACGGGGACGGGCUGCGCUCUGGACUGCGGCGCCGGCAUCGGGAGGAUCAGCAAGCGCCUGCUGCUGCCGCUGUUCCGCACCGUGGACCUGGUGGACGUGACGCAGGAGUUCCUGGACAAAGCCAAGACGUACCUGGAGGAGGACAGCAAGAGGGUGGGACACUACUUCUGCAGCGGCCUGCAGGACUUCGUCCCCGAGCGAGGACGCUACGACGUCAUCUGGAUCCAGUGGGUCAUCGGUCACCUGACGGACGCCCACCUGGUGGAGUUCCUGCGCCGCUGCCAGGAGGCGCUGCGGCCCAACGGCCUGAUCCUCAUCAAGGACAACAUGUCCCACGAGGGCGUGGUCCCCGACGAGGUGGACAGCAGCGUGUGCCGUGAGCUGCCGAUAGUCCGCGACCUGGUGAGCAGGGCGGGGCUCCGCAUCGUCCACGAGGAGCAACAGCUGGACUUCCCCAAGGAGAUCUUCCAGGUCCACACGCUGGCCCUCAGAUAGAGGCCGGGGGGGCGGCGGCCUCUCAGUGUUCAUGUGGACACGGCGUUUCUCGAGGCAGCGAUCUAUUUAUGAUGUUUCUGAAAGUGUUGUGCAGUGUGAUGAGUUUGUGGAGCGUGUGCGUUGCUUCAAGCCGAGCCUCCGUCCAGCUUCCUGUUGUAGUCCCUCAGGUCAGAGGUCAGCUCGGCCAAUCGGAACUGAUGCUCUGUGUGAACCAGUCAAUCUUUAGUGUGUGACAUCACAUCCUGUCCUGGAGCAGGAAGACUCACGAGUCACCUGACGUUCUUCUCCCCCCCCCCCCCCCCCCGACACACCUCACUCCUCUGAGGUUGGACCCUCGAGAGGAGGUUCCACAGGAGACAGAACAUCUGGAAUCGACCUCGGAGGGUCGAACAUGAACAAAAGGAUUCACCUCAGGAACCAGAGAUCUGGAGACAUGACACGUUUCUGAGUCUUUUGAUACCUGACGUCCUCUUUAUUAAUAAAACUUUAUUAAUGCAUUGGCA